Molecule: messenger RNA, 1061 nt
Organism: Dendrobium catenatum
Lineage: Eukaryota; Viridiplantae; Streptophyta; Magnoliopsida; Asparagales; Orchidaceae
Product: protein TIFY 3
Exons: 5
Coding region: 129-779 (216 amino acids)
Biological process (GO): regulation of jasmonic acid mediated signaling pathway; response to wounding; regulation of defense response
Cellular component (GO): nucleus
Source: RefSeq, a predicted model, not a curated record
CCACGCAGCACUAGUGACCUCACCCUUUGGAAAUCCCACGCGCCAGAUUUCCCCGACCAGCAAUGGUCGUCGUCUUUUUAAAGUUUUAAUCGACGUUGAAAGAGAGAAGUAAUUUAAAAGCGACUGAAAUGGAUCUCCCAGAUGCGACACAGACGAGGUCUGAAGGCAUCGGAGGGUCGGCGAUGGAGAGCGUAGGAAGAGAUAUGAAGCCGGAGAUUGCUACGGCGACGGCUCCUAUGAAGCGGGAAGAGGAGGAGGAGGAGUUUGGCGGCACUCUUGGUCUUGCUCUCUGUGGAGGCGAUGGCAACAACAGUACUUCUGCAAUGAAUAACCCUAGCGCCAGCGCUCAGCUCACCAUUUUCUACAAUGGAUCUGUGAACGUAUUUGAUGCUGUUCCUCCAGAGAAGGCGCAAGCGAUCAUGCUUAUAGCUGCUGCGGCCGCAGCAGCAGCGGCUUCCUCUGGAAACAACACGAGCGUGAGUAGGGUUCCGGCCGUGGUUGGCCCAAACACAGCUGCCGCUGCUUCGCCUGCUCUAACGAGGUCUCUUUCACAGCAGAGCUCUUCAACAGCUGCUUCUUCUCAGCCACCUCAGCUUCUCACAAAAUCUUCUCCGUAUCUUUGCAAGCUUCAAACUGAGCUCCCAGUAGCGCGGAGACACUCGCUCCAGCGAUUCCUUGAGAAGCGCCGGGACAGGUUUGUGAGCAAAGGUCCUUACGAUUCAGGAAAGAAUUUUGAAAGCUUGGAAGUCAGUGUAGACGCGAAGUCUGAACACAAUUGACUUGCUGCAGUCGACUCUGCUGUAGCAGAAUAGAAACCCCAUGGUUUAUGAAUAUGUUGAUGUUAUCGUACUCCUAGAUAAAUCCCACAUCUGCGCGCUUUGUAUUUCGUGCGAUUUUAUUUCAAUGUAAUUGAACACAGUGAUAUGGAGAGUUGACAUGUCUUCCAUGUUUGGCUUAUGUUGUCUGUGGCAUGAUUGAUCACUUUUACCCUGCAAUCCAUUAACUAUGUCUGUGUUACGUUUCUAAAUGUUAUUUAUCUUAUUGCAAUUUAAAUUGUGUUA